Aspergillus clavatus NRRL 1 is the source of this 1674-nucleotide messenger RNA. Its product is annotated as sugar porter family MFS transporter. The transcript is spliced from 4 exons. NCBI's taxonomy places the organism in Eukaryota, Fungi, Ascomycota, Eurotiomycetes, Eurotiales, Aspergillaceae. Gene Ontology annotation, biological process: transmembrane transport; carbohydrate transport. Gene Ontology annotation, cellular component: plasma membrane. Gene Ontology annotation, molecular function: carbohydrate:proton symporter activity. The record is from RefSeq and is a predicted model, not a curated record. The coding region runs from base 1 to 1674 and encodes 557 amino acids.
AUGCUGUUCAGGAAGUCCAAGGAGUCUCAAUCGAGGCCGGAGAGCUCUAUUACAGAGGGGGCCGACUCUGUGGGGGCGCAAUCGCAGGCUGCGAUCGCCACGGAUGAACAUUAUGUGGAUACGCAUAUUCCACUAUUGACAUGGCGAUCUUUUCUGAUGGGUGUCUUUGUGUCGAUGGGUGGCUUCCUGUUCGGCUAUGAUACCGGUCAGAUUUCGGGUUUUCUGGAAAUGAAGAAUUUCUUGCAGCGAUAUGGCGAGCAGAAGGCUGACGGGACCUAUUAUUUCUCCAACGUGCGGGCUGGCUUGAUUGUCGCUUUGCUCUCCAUCGGAACGUUGAUGGGUGCAUUAAUUGCGGCUCCCAUCGCCGAUCGUCUCGGGCGGAAAUGGUCCGUCACGAUCUGGGCGCUGAUGGUCUGCGUCGGCAUCACUGUUCAGAUUUCUUCCCCCUCCGGCCACUGGUGGCAGGUUGCGUGCGGUCGAUGGGUGGCAGGUCUGGGUGUCGGAGCCCUCUCGCUGCUGGUGCCCAUGUACCAAGCCGAAACAGGCCCGCGGCAUAUUCGUGGUGCUCUGGUCAGUACCUACCAGUUGUUCAUCACGCUCGGCAUCUUCGUCGCCAACUGUAUCAACUUCGGCACCGAGAGCCGCACUGACACUGGUUCCUGGCGUAUCCCGAUGGGUAUCACCUACCUUUGGGCCUUGAUUCUCGGUAUCGGCAUCUCCAUGUUCCCCGAAACCCCUCGCUUUGAUUUUCGUCAUGGCAAAGUCGAUCGCUCCUUGAGCACCUUGUCCAAGAUGUAUGGCAUUCCGAAACAUCAUCGCGCGCUGAGGCAGGAAUUGGAAGAAAUUAGGCAAAAGCAUGAAGAGGAAAUGGCCCGGGGCAAAAUGUCCUGGAUCCAGCUCUUCCGCGCCCCUCGAAUGACAUAUCGAAUCGGCGUGGGAGUUGCUCUGCAGGCGCUUCAGCAAUUGACCGGCGCCAACUACUUCUUCUACUAUGGCACAACCGUCUUCAAAGGCGCUGGAAUCCAAAACAGCUAUGUGACGCAGAUGAUUCUGGGUGGGGUGAACUUCGGGACGACUUUCUUGGGUCUAUAUCUGAUCGAGAACUUCGGCCGCCGCAAGUCUCUGAUCGCUGGCGCCCUGUGGAUGUUCGUGUGCUUCAUGGUCUUCGCCUCCGUGGGCCACUUUUCGCUCGAUCGCGAGGUACCUGAACGCACGCACUCCGCCGGUGUAGUCAUGGUGGUAUUCGCAUGCCUUUUCAUUCUCGGGUUCGCGUCAACAUGGGGUCCGAUGGUGUGGACGAUCAUCGCUGAGCUGUAUCCCUCCGAGUUCCGUGCCCGUGCCAUGUCCCUGGCGACCGCGUCGAAUUGGCUUUGGAAUUUCCUGCUGGCCUUCUUCACCCCGUUCAUCACCAGUGCGAUCGAUUUCCGAUACGGUUAUGUGUUUGCCGGGUGUCUGUUCCUCGCCGCCACGUUGGUGUACUUUACCGUCAUCGAGGGCAAGGGCCGGACCCUCGAGGAGAUCGAUACCAUGUACGUGAUGAAGGUGCCGCCAUGGAAGAGCUCCAAGUUUGUCUUUGAGGAGCUGCAGCCCCAUGCUCGGGAGAAGUUGGCGCGCGGUGGAACUCAUGGCCACGUGGAGACUGCUGGCCAAGAGACCAUCGAGGAAACAGUUUGA